AUGGAUUCUGCCGUUGACGAAGAGGAAAACCGAGAGGACAAGAACGAGCAACAUGAUUGGAAAGACAUUGAAGAGGAUGAGGAUGAUAUCCAGAACUGUGGAGAAGAACGAGAGGUCUCCGCACUUGCGAUCAUCGUUCCAUCCCAGAUGGUCAGAGAGAUCCCAAAAACCACCAUCGACAAAGAAACCGGGAGGAUAUUCAAUCAUAUGCCCUUUGCAGAAAAGCUGAGGAUCCUCUGCGGCUCUGGCUUUUGCGGUCACGAUAUGGAUUUCUGUGAUUGGCUUCGUCCUGUGGGUAAUGGCUCAGGCGUCCGAGAAUAUUACAGUGACGGUGGUCUUCGAAAUAUGAGCAGGGGAGAGCAAGCAUAA
Messenger RNA from Letharia columbiana, 369 nucleotides. RefSeq lists its product as uncharacterized. The coding region runs from base 1 to 369 and encodes 122 amino acids. The record is from RefSeq and is a predicted model, not a curated record. Lineage: Eukaryota; Fungi; Ascomycota; Lecanoromycetes; Lecanorales; Parmeliaceae. The transcript has a single exon.